Gossypium raimondii (Peruvian cotton) is the source of this 1845-nucleotide messenger RNA. RefSeq names its product glycylpeptide N-tetradecanoyltransferase 1. Gene Ontology annotation, molecular function: glycylpeptide N-tetradecanoyltransferase activity. Gene Ontology annotation, biological process: N-terminal peptidyl-glycine N-myristoylation. The coding region runs from base 224 to 1528 and encodes 434 amino acids. NCBI's taxonomy places the organism in Eukaryota, Viridiplantae, Streptophyta, Magnoliopsida, Malvales, Malvaceae. The record is from RefSeq and is a predicted model, not a curated record. Gene Ontology annotation, cellular component: cytoplasm. The transcript is spliced from 2 exons.
UUUUAUUCCUUAAAUUCUUAACCAAAAUAUUAGGACCUAGAAGAUCGUCGCUCCGCUUACACGCUUCUUCUACUAUUUCCAAAUUCCCAAUGCUCUCUCACAAGACGAAGCUUCAAAAUUCUUAGAUCUCCGCUUCAAUUUGAGUUGUUUCCUGGAAAUUUUUCAAAAAAUUUCCAUCUUAUUCAUUUUUAUAGUAUCAGGCUGCCUUUGAAGUUAAUUCGUAAUGGUUGAUAGCAACAAAUCUUCUGGUCCACCUGAAGAAACCCCAAGCCAUAAUCCCAAUGGAAAUGCACCUUCAGAAAGUGACCUUGCACUCGAUGAGAUAACUGGGAAAGUUCAAGAGUCCCUUGGCCUCGAAAAGAGACACAAGUUUUGGGAAUCCCAGCCUGUUGGGCAAUUCAAAGACUUGGGAGACACUAGUUUGCCUGAGGGCCCUAUUGAAGCUCCCACUCCUUUGUCGGAAGUCAAGCAGGAACCGUACAAUCUUCCAACCAUGUAUGAAUGGAUUACAUGUGAUAUUGACUCGGACGAAAUGUGCACCGAGGUUUAUAACCUUCUGGCAAAUAACUAUGUCGAGGAUGAUGAGAAUAUGUUUAGGUUUAAUUACUCGAAGGAGUUUCUACGCUGGGCCCUUCGUCCCCCUGGUUAUUUUAAGAGCUGGCAUAUUGGCGUCCGUGUUAAAAGUUCCAAGAAGUUAGUUGCUUUCAUUACAGGUGUUCCGGCAAGAAUCCGGGUUCGAGAUGAAAUUGUUACCAUGGCAGAGGUUGAUUUUCUAUGUGUUCAUAAGAAGCUCAGGUCAAAAAGGCUUGCUCCUGUUAUGAUUAAAGAGGUGACAAGGAGGGUUCACUUGGAGAAUAUCUGGCAAGCAGCAUACACUGCUGGAAUCAUUAUUCCAACACCGAUAACUUCUUGUCAAUAUUGGCAUAGAUCCUUGAAUCCAAAGAAGUUGAUUGAAGUUGGGUUUUCUAGACUUGGUCCGAGGAUGACAAUGAGUCGGACGAUUAAGCUUUACAAGUUACCUGAAUCAACAGUCACUCCUGGGUUCAGGAAAAUGGGGCUACAUGAUGUUCCUGCAGUCACACACAUACUCAGGAAUUAUUUGAGUCGGUUUGUGGUUGCACCUGAUUUCAGUGAACAUGAUGUCGAGCAUUGGCUUCUUCCUACUGAGGGUGUUAUUGAUAGUUACGUUGCUGAAAGCUCCAAAACCCAUGAGAUCACUGAUUUCUGCAGUUUCUACACGCUUCCCUCAUCGAUCCUAGGAAACAAGAAUCAUUCGACUCUGAAGGCAGCAUAUUCGUAUUAUAAUGUAUGUACAAAGACCCCUCUGCUUCAAUUGAUGAACGAUGCUCUUAUUGUGGCAAAACAGAAGGAAUUUGACGUUUUCAAUGCAUUGGAUGUCAUGAAUAAUGAUACCUUUUUGAAGGAACUGAAAUUUGGGCCAGGUGAUGGAAGCCUUCACUAUUAUCUUUACAACUAUAGGAUACGGCAUACACUGAAACCAUCUGAGCUUGGCCUUGUACUUCUUUAGGUAUGUUUUUUUUUUCGAAAAUUCUUGUGAGAAAGUUUAGUGUUGAGUGUUGAUUGGUUGAACCAUGGCAAUCCUUGGUUAGUGUUUUAGACCCUAUGUUGCCAUAUAAACAAACCUGUUUUUGUGACUUAUUUUGUUUGGUAGAUAAUAGGCAAUGGGUCAUCCUUAAGCCUCAAAUUCUAGGAGCUUGAAAUAGAUGAAUCUCAACAUUGAUUGCAGUUUCUGGUUUUCUCAGUUGUGACACGAUUGUCUUCUUGUUUUGUCAUCAAUCAUCUUUUCUGUAUAAUACGAUUAUUUGGUCUCUUUUUCGUUUUUCA